CAAAAAAGGAGGUCUUUGGUCUGGAUCACGUGUUUACAAAGUGACAACCGAUAAAGAGCAACAGUGAAAGACUUGACGGCAAGAAGAUGUCAGCAGACGGGAAAACGAGGAGAACCAACUUCAUCACGUUGCCAGACGACACCCCUGGUUACAGACUGGAUGCGUUUUGUGUCCCUAAAAAUUACGAGGAGGAUUUAUCUCGGGUCAUAAUUCCAGGAGGUUUAAUUAAGGAUAGAAUUGAGCGACUAGCUCGUGACAUUGUGGAAGAUUUUGAUGAGGAUGGCUUUGUCGCUUUAUGUGUGCUAAAGGGAGCAUACAAAUUCUUCGCCGACCUUCUGGAUGACAUCAAAGGACUCAACAGGAAUUUUGGGAGAUCUGUACCUCUCGCUGUUGAUUUUAUUCGACUUAAAAGCUUUGUGGAUGAUCAGUCCUCUGGACAGAUAGAGGUCAUCGGCAGAGAUAAUCUGAAACACCUUAAAGGAAAGAAUGUUUUGGUUGUGGAGGACAUCAUAGGUACAGGGAAAACCAUGCAGAAGAUACUGGCUCUGUUACAGAAUGUCAAACCCAAGUGUAUAAAAGUAGCCAGUAUGCUGCUGAUGAGAAUGUCAACGGGUUCUGGAUAUAAACCUGAUUACACUGGGUUUGAAACCCCUGAUAUUUUCAUUGUGGGGUAUGCCUCAGACUACAACGAAUACUUCAGGGAUCUUAAUCAUGUUUGUGAAGUUAAUGAAGCAGGCAAGAAGAAAUACGCGUCAAACUAACGACAACUUUAUUGUGUUACUGAUUGAUGAUAUUAGAACCUGGGACCAUAAUCCACCUUGGCAAAUGUCAGCUAAAAUAAAAAUGAUUAUAUAGCGAUUACAUGCUGGAUAAACAGUAAUUUUCGGAGAUUACAAAAUGUAAUAAGGCGGGAAAAUCAGAAUGAAUUAGAUUCUUUGUUGUCAUACAAUUUACCGCUCUUGUUUUUCAGAAAAUUAGUUAAUUUUUUUUAUAUCUCACUGUGUGAAUUAAAAUUUUUGAUUUCUUUUCACUCAAGGACCUGAAUAUGCUUCCAUGUUUGGAUGA
This is a messenger RNA of Saccostrea echinata, 1065 nucleotides long. Its product is annotated as hypoxanthine-guanine phosphoribosyltransferase-like. The coding region runs from base 87 to 761 and encodes 224 amino acids. Gene Ontology annotation, biological process: IMP salvage; hypoxanthine metabolic process; guanine salvage. The record is from RefSeq and is a predicted model, not a curated record. NCBI's taxonomy places the organism in Eukaryota, Metazoa, Mollusca, Bivalvia, Ostreida, Ostreidae. Gene Ontology annotation, molecular function: magnesium ion binding; hypoxanthine phosphoribosyltransferase activity. The transcript has 8 exons.